Seriola aureovittata is the source of this 2910-nucleotide messenger RNA. RefSeq names its product lipase maturation factor 1 (gene lmf1). Gene Ontology annotation, biological process: protein maturation. The record is from RefSeq and is a predicted model, not a curated record. Gene Ontology annotation, cellular component: endoplasmic reticulum membrane. The transcript has 9 exons. The coding region runs from base 1283 to 2692 and encodes 469 amino acids. Lineage: Eukaryota; Metazoa; Chordata; Actinopteri; Carangiformes; Carangidae.
GUUAGACGAAGUGGAUCAGAGGCAAAACAUUUAUGUGAAACACUCACAGGUUUGGACACCGUUUCAGUUUGUUUAUAGUGAAAGUCGUGUGAUAAAGUCCCUCAAUCUCAUACAUGCAUACUUUAGACCUGCCUCUCUCAAAGAUGACCAGAGGCUUGAAACCGGGUCAAUUAAAAGAAAAGUUAAGUUAAGUUUUACUAGUACUGUAGUCACCACGACUGAGACUUGUGGUGCGUUUGAUGACACCUGGCCAGUGUUCAUAUAUGUGUGAUAAUUUGGUGCUACAUAAACACUUGUUGGUGUUAUUGAUAACUAGAAACCGCAGUGGGAUUUGCUGCUCCUGCACAAACCGAAGCUGAACUGCGUUGCUGCCUUGAGUUAGUAUGAAGACAAAGUCGAAGUAUGAAGAGAUGGAAGAAAAGAAGAAUGCAAACUGCAAGACUUCCAACUCUGUAAAUCCCAAUUUGCUCAAUCAACUUAAAAGUUUACAGGAAACGGCCUGGGAAGACGAUCUAGGAGCUAUCAGAACCCCAGCAACAGCGAGCUGACAACGUGCCGACAAGUGUCCAGGAACACAAAAAACCCGCAGGAAGCACUUAAAGCUUGUGGAGACCCUGACUGGACCGUUGUGAAAACAACCACGAGAUCCAUGAAGAACAUCGACACUGCGGGUGGUCGCUCAUCGGCCAACACCGUCAUUCCAUAUGUGUCUGGAGGAGCGGUGUUACCGUAACCGUGAGGACACUCAUGACGUUUUUUUUGGAGUAGAAAUGAACAUAUUUGUAAAGAGACGUUUAGCCAAUUCUAUUAUUUCAUUCAGAGAGGGUUGAAAUGGGCACUCAGUGUGAUUCUGGUGAGAAUUGAUCCCAAAGAAUGAAAAGAUCGUAAAUUGUUUUAUCCUUGGGAAUCAUGCAGACGUAGAGUCAUGGAUCAUAACCAUAAUACAAUAUAAUCACAGCUCAUAAAACUACUCUACUUAUACUUCUGUAUCUCUCCACCAGCUUUCUCGUGAUUGUUUCCCGAACUGUUUACAGCCAGUUAUUGGGUUAAAACCCAGUCACUGACAGAAUUAAGGUUUAUUGACGUACAGUACAUUAGCCCCUAACUCGGUGAACCCAGUACACCGUCACAAAUGUAACAGUAGCGAGGGAGGACGGAGAGGAAAGAAGUAAGAAAGUAUAAAUAGGAGGCUACAUGCAGGGCUCUGGCCCAGAUAAGUGGCGAGGUCAGUGGCAGCUCUCUGACUGGUUAAUGACACUUUGUAGUCGGAGACGCCAGGCUGAUGUCUGUGGUUGGGAGCUGCGGCUUCUAUUUCUCUUUUUUAAAAACAUUUUUUUUUUUCUUUUUCUCUCACUCACACUGUCUUUCUCCCUCACUCCCUCUUUUCUUUUGGACCUAUUAUCACCCUAUGGCUGACAGUGCAACUUUAAGUCUGCAGACUGAGCUCCUCCAAUUGUUCCCAAGUCUAGACUGCAAACCAGAGGCCAGAGGGUGGGAGAGCCAGCUGCUGGAGACGGGCUUCCUGGCCAUUUUCUUGUGUCCAGUUUGGACUCUGUCCCAGGUCCCCCGCCGCUGCCCCCCCUCACUCAUUUGCAUCUGGACCUUCAGGUGGCUCAUUGUCCGCAUCAUGCUGGGAGCUGGUCUCAUUAAAAUCAGAGGGGACAAAUGCUGGAGAGACCUCACCUGCAUGGACUACCACUACGAGACCCAGCCAGUUCCUAACCCCAUGUCCUACUACAUGCACCGGUCCCCAUGGUGGUUCCAUCGCUUCGAGACAUUGUCCAACCACUUCAUUGAACUCAUCGUCCCGCUCUUCACCUUCCUGGGCAGGCGGAUGUGCAUGGUCAACGGAGCACUCCAGAUCCUGUUCCAGAUGGUUCUGAUAGUGAGUGGGAACCUCAGUUUCCUCAACUGGCUGACCAUUGUUCCCAGCCUUGCGUGUUUUGACGACGCAUCCCUCGGCUUCUUGUUUCGCUCUGGAGGGGGAGCCAAGAAGGCAGCGCUGGAGAUACAGAAUGAGGAUGCAGCUGGACACACCCAAAGCCCCACCAAAGGUGUAUUGAUACGUCGGGUGGUGAACAUUUCUCUGGGCGUUCUGAUUGGCUAUCUGAGCAUUCCUGUGGUGAUGAACUUGUUCAGCCCCAGGCAGGUGAUGAACACCUCCUUUGACCCACUGCGCAUCGUCAACACCUACGGGGCCUUUGGCAGCAUCACCAAGGAGCGUACCGAGGUGAUUUUCCAGGGCACUCUGAGUCCUGACCCCAAGGACCCUCAGGCGGUUUGGGAGGAGUACCAGUUCCUGUGUAAGCCAGGGGAUGUUUACCGGAGACCGUGCCUCAUAUCACCGUACCAUUACCGGCUGGACUGGCUCAUGUGGUUUGCCGCCUUCCAGACCUACGAGCAGAGUGAGUGGGUGAUCCACAUAGCAGGACGUCUGCUCUCCAACGACAGCACAGUCCUCUCCCUGCUCGACCACAACCCUUUCCAAGGCAGAGACCCCCCCAGGUGGGUGCGAGGAGAACAUUUCAAGUACAGAUUCAGCCAGCCCGGCAGUGCAAGUGCAGCGCAGGGGAAGUGGUGGCUGAGAAAACGCAUCGGAGCCUACUUCCCUCCAGUGGACCUGGAAGGACUCAGGGGCUACUUCCAGUCCAGGAACUGGCCCCACCCACAUAUACCACCAAACACGAACUAAAGGCACAACCUCAGGCAACAGCACCCAAAGGAAAUCAGGGAACUACAGGAGCUGACAUUUGACAGAGGUCAGGUUCAGCGUGACACUGCUGGUGUUGAACAAGUGUUACAAGGAGGAAAGAUGCAAUCAGGUUUUCCAGAUAUAAAGGUUUCAUGAAGAACUGCUUAAUAAAGCCUUUCCUGAAAUCAAACAUCCUGACAUUUAUUCCCAAACAUUGU